GGUAUAGGGAACUCAUUCAGUGUCUUGCAGCUGUCAAAGGUUUCACUCUGAAGAAUGGAAGAGUUCUGCAUUAACGACCCAUCACUGGACAUGUGCUAUGAUAACAGCAACACCUUCGAUGACUAUGACUAUAUACAAGCAAGAGUCAUUAUAUAUGUGGUGACAUGCAUAAUCAUCUCUUUUGGACUUCCUUUGACCCUCGUGGCCAUCUAUGCUCUUUGUUCUCUGGUGGGAAAGGAUAAUGUUGCUCCGAUCUACGUCAUCAACCUUCUCAUUUCUGACCUCAUUCAGCUCUGCUGCAUGAUCGGUUUUGUGGUUCAAUCUGAGGACCAGAAAAUAAAUCAAAUAGGCGGUCGCAUUUAUGGCUCUAGUCUGAUGGCCAGUGUUGGCUUCAUGGUGUGCAUCGCCCUGGAAAGGUAUUUGGUCAUCGCCUGCCCACUGUGGUACCGCUUCAGACGAACCAUCAAGAUCUCCGUGGGGGUCUGUGUCCUGGUCUGGAUCCUUUCUCUCGUCUAUCUCGUCACUCUGGUUUUCUGUGGUUUUUCAGAGGUCACAGGCACCAUCUUAGCCACAUUUUUCCUCCUUCCCCUCCCACUGCUCAUAUUCUUUCUGGUUGGGACCCUCAAAGCCCUGUCUGCUUCCAUCUCAGUUCCAGCUGACGAAAAACGACGAAUUGUGGGAAUGUUGGUCCUGGUGCUGCUUAUUUACAUGCUGUUGUUCCUGCCCAGAAUCAUAUUGUUUCUGAAAGAGGGAAACCGAUAUGACAUUACCCUCACUGACCUGUCUUCUGUGUUUGCAAGGUUAUUUCCUCUUGCAGACUUAGUUCUGUAUGUUUUCAUGAGGAAAGGGGCCAUUUACAAGCUUUUGGCCUCUGUGUGUUGUUGCAGAAUGGACAGCAAUGAUGUCAGCAGUUCAAAAACAAUGACUGUA
Sander lucioperca (pikeperch) is the source of this 930-nucleotide messenger RNA. Its product is annotated as ovarian cancer G-protein coupled receptor 1-like. NCBI's taxonomy places the organism in Eukaryota, Metazoa, Chordata, Actinopteri, Perciformes, Percidae. The annotation marks the transcript as partial. Gene Ontology annotation, biological process: positive regulation of Rho protein signal transduction; phospholipase C-activating G protein-coupled receptor signaling pathway. The record is from RefSeq and is a predicted model, not a curated record. Gene Ontology annotation, molecular function: G protein-coupled receptor activity. The transcript is spliced from 6 exons. Gene Ontology annotation, cellular component: membrane.